UCUCUCUUCCCAUCGUCUCUCUGACCCUCUCCCCUCGUCCCGAACUGGCGAACAGUAAGCGAAACAUAAACAAACAACCACGGACCCAAUGAAAUCGAGGGAAGGUUCACGACACGCUGCUCCCCACCACUAACCGCACUCGAUUGAGCGCCAUGCUGCAGCUCCAGCCCCCUGGGUUCCUGCCCAUCCCGCGCCGGCGCGUCACCGCCCGCGGGCGUCGCGCCCGCCCUGUCAUCGCCUUCAACUCCCAGUGGAAGAUCCCCGACGUCGACACAGAUGCGGUGCGGGAGCGAGUGCGGUCUUGGAUGUCUCUGGCGCGGGGCGCGAUCGCCGACGCGGGGCGCGCGGCGCGGGAGGGAGGGAGGCACAAAGAGGAGCCCGAGGGUGGGAAGAAGAAGCAGCGGAAGGAGGUGACCGUGGAGGAGCAGGCGUUCGUUGCGGUGCCAGAGGUCACCGUGGAGCCGCGGGUGCCCCAGGGUUGGCUCUCGCUGGACGCCGUCGUCUCCAUCGAGCAGUUCGCCAGGUUGAAUGGGUUGACGGGGAGACAGGUGCAGAGGAUAUUUGAAUCACUUGCUCCAGAGCAUCUGCACAAUGACGCUCGAAGCCUGGUUGAGUAUAGCUGCUUCCGCUACUUGGCAAAAGAUAAUUCUGACUUCCAUCCAAACUUGAAGGAGCUUGCCUUUCAAAAGCUUAUCUUUGUGACUAUGCUUGCUUGGGAAGAUCCAUAUAACGAAGACAGCAGUCCACUUUCUUCGCUAGACAACUAUUCUGUAUUGGGAAGGCUUGUUGGAGAAGAUGCCUUUGCCCGAAUUGCUCCUGCUGUUGCAGGUGUUGCUGAUGUUUCAACAGCUCAUUAUCUCUUUAGGGCUCUUGUUGGUGCAGAAAAGGGACUUUCAUUUGAUCUGUGGACAACAUAUCUAGCGGAACUUUUGAAGGUUCAUCAUGGCAGGCAAACACAUCAAACGGGAGAUAAUUUUUUGUAUGAUGAGAAAGUCUUAUGCAUUGGCUCUAGUAAAAAAAGACCUGUUCUAAAAUGGGAGGAAAAUACCGCAUGGCCAGGAAACCUUACCUUGACGGACAAGGCGCUGUAUUUUGAGGCCAUUGGACUGUCAGGUACCAAGAAACCAAUGAGGCUUGACCUUACAAAUCAGAAUUCAAGGGCUGAAAAGACGAAAGUUGGACCAUUUGGAUCCAAACUAUUUGACUCUGCUGUCUCAGUUUCUUCUGGUUCAAUCAGGUCAGAUGAAUGGACAUUGGAGUUUGUUGAUUUCAGUGGGGAGAUGAGACGAGAUGUGUGGCUCGCCUUCAUCAGUGAAAUUAUUUCAGUUUAUAGAUUCAUUCGUGAAUAUGGUCCAGGUGGUGAUGAUCCAGCAAUACAUAAUGUGUAUGGUGCGUACAAAGGGAAGAAAAGAGCUGUUAGUAGUGCAGCGAACAGUAUUGCAAGGCUCCAGUCUCUGCAGUUCAUACGGAGAUUAUAUGAAGAUCCAGCUAAGCUAGUGCAGUUCUCUUACCUGUCCAACGCACCAUUUGGUGAUGUUGUUCUUCAGACCCUAGCAGUGAACUUUUGGGGUGGGCCUCUGACUACAAAAGCCAGAUCUGCAAAUCAUAGAUCAACUCAGUGGCAUAGAUCUUCAGAGGACCCAUCUAGCGGUCGCACACAUGUUUACGACAUAGAUGGCAGCGUGUACUUGCGCAAGUGGAUGACGUCCCCCAGCUGGACAUCUAGCCACUCAGCCAAUUUUUGGAGAAAUUCUUCUGUCAAGUAUGGUAUAAUAUUGAGUAAAUCUUUAGUUGUAGCUGAUAAAAACCUUGUAGAAAAGGCAAUGGUUGACUGUAAAGAGAAGAGCAAAGUAGUUGAAAGGACACAAGCGACAAUAGUUGCUGCUACAAUCGAAGGUAUUCCAAGUAACAUUGACCUCUUCAAGGAGCUUAUGCUUCCUUUUGCAAUAGUGGCUGAAAAUUUCAAGAAACUGCAACGCUGGGAAAAUCCACGUUCAACAUUUUGUUUUCUACUAUUGGUUCAUACUGUUAUUUUCAGGAACAUGCUUUCUUAUGUAUUUCCUUUCACCUUGAUGACGAUGGCCCUUUCCAUGCUUGCUGUCAAAGGACUGAAAGAACAAGGCCGGUUAGGUAGAUCUUUUGGUAAAGUGACGAUUAGGGAUCAAUCACCUUCAAACACAAUUCAGAAGAUCCUAGCCCUUAAAGAGGCAAUGGCCUCAGUGGAAAAUUAUCUCCAGAAUCUGAAUGUCUCCCUGCUGAAGAUCCGCACGAUCCUUCUAGCUGGCCAACCUGAGGUGACAACACAGGUCGCGUUUGUUCUCCUAGCAUCCUCAGCCGUCCUUCUUGUGUUUCCUUUCAAAUAUGUUCUUGCAUUCUUUACAUGUGAUCUUUUCACAAGGGAGCUAGAAUUCCGGAGGGAAACGGUGAGAGCCUUCAUGAACUUCGUGAAGGAACGGUGGGAAUCAAUACAUGCUGCCCCUGUGGUCGUGUUGCCAUAUGAAGGCGCUGAAAGCAGCCCCAAGACACUCCCGGCAGAAGUUUCGGGGCAAGCAGAACCCCAGAAUGUCCAACGUGGGAGCGGUUAUGUCUCCUCAAAGAAUGGCAUCAGCAGUUGAUCCGUGCAGCUUUGAGGGCAUCUUGCUGUAAACUUGUGUACAGUUAAACUUGUAUAGAUUACUCGAGAGGGCAGAUUAGGUAUAGAUCGUACCAAUUGGUGGAUUUUGCAGAGUAAUGUUCCAUUUACGUCGUAGUGAAGAUAACUAGCGUAGACGAGAACUUAGGAGAGAAUUUUGGGUCCAAUUCGCUGUCUUGGAUCGUUGGUCUGGCAGUUAGGGAUGUCAAGUAAGAAUUUUGGGUCCAAUUCACGGUCUUGGAUCGUUGGUCUGACAGUUAGGAAUGUCAAGUUGACAGAUGCAUGUAUUCAUAAUCCGUUUGGAACGCUGCAGGAUCGGGGAAUAUAUAUCAGCGGAUGUGCCUAGACAGACAAGUGAUCUGGGACGUGGUUUCAGUUCAGGCUGCAGAGAAAGCUAAUGAGAUAUCCUGCACCUAGAAACCUGCUUAAGUGCGUUGAUGGCAUCCUGUCCGUGUACAGCGAACGGCCGUUGAUUCCCAAAGGACAGCAGCAAACACAUUCGGGGUCUCGCAUAUGACCGCUCAGCAUGGCACUAGGAGGACUGAUUGGCACGGCACGGUAAGAACAUGGCACGACAAAUGUGCCUCUUAGCCGUGUCAUGCCAGUACCGGCCCUAAGCAUUACAUAUGUAAACCCUAAAAUAUAAUUUUAAGAAGUUUAGGUAGCUCUUUUGUUCUUUGACAAUUAAUAUUAGAGUUUAUAUUAGUAUGUGUUUUAUUAUUGAGACAUGUUCCCUUAAAUAAAUACUAAAUAGAAUUUAAUAUCA
Messenger RNA from Zea mays, 3398 nucleotides. RefSeq lists its product as uncharacterized. The record is from RefSeq and is a predicted model, not a curated record. The transcript has 11 exons. Lineage: Eukaryota; Viridiplantae; Streptophyta; Magnoliopsida; Poales; Poaceae. Bases 153 to 2615 code for a protein of 820 amino acids.